Molecule: messenger RNA, 1437 nt
Organism: Phalaenopsis equestris
Lineage: Eukaryota; Viridiplantae; Streptophyta; Magnoliopsida; Asparagales; Orchidaceae
Product: GDSL esterase/lipase EXL3-like
Exons: 5
Coding region: 105-1202 (365 amino acids)
Molecular function (GO): hydrolase activity, acting on ester bonds
Source: RefSeq, a predicted model, not a curated record
UGCAAAGCGUGUCUUCUCACUGUUCUACACUAUCUUUCUUCACUUAUAAAGUGACUUCAGCGCAGCUCAUGGAGAGAAAACCUUAGAGAUAGAGGAAGAAAACAAUGAGAAGAACAUCCCAAGGAGAUUCAGAAGCCAUACUUCAUGUUUUAGCAGUAUUCUAUUGCUUAUGUCUCUCCACUAAAUUAACUACAGGUUUUGCUGUAAACCAAACCAUUAAGCCUCCUGUUCCUGCUGUGAUUUUGUUUGGAGAUUCCAUUCUUGAUUCAGGGAACAACAACAACAUCAAAACAUUGCUCAAGUGCAACUUCCCUCCAUACGGGAAGGAUUUUGUUGGCCAUAUUCCCACUGGGAGAUUUUCAAAUGGCAAAAUUCCUGGUGACAUCAUAGCCUCAAGUCUUGGAGUGAAGGAGCUAGUGCCAGCUUAUCUCAGCCCUAAAUUAGGAGAUGAGGAACUCCUUACUGGGGUGAGCUUCGCUUCUGGAUCUACGGGAUAUGAUCCCAUCACCUCCAUCGUUGCGUCUGUGAUAUCAAUGGAGGAUCAGCUGAAACUAUUUGAGGAAUAUAAAGAGAAAGUUGAAGCAAUAGCCGGCAAGGCGAGGGCGGAGAUUAUAAUAUCUGAGAGCUUAUUUAUUGUGUGCGCGGGUACUAACGAUUUCAUCAACACCUACUUCCCAACUCUCUUUCGGAAACUGCAUUAUGAUGUUCCUUCUUAUGUCAACUUUCUCGUCGCUAAAGCUUCUGAUUUCGUUCAGAAACUGUACAAAAUGGGGGCACGUAGGAUUGGAUUUAUUGGUCUCCCUCCAAUAGGCUGCUUGCCUUCACAAAUAAGUUUUGCAGGAUAUACUGCUCGAGAAUGUGUAGAAGCUCAUAAUCAGGCAGCUUUGCUCUAUAAUUCCAAAAUUAGCGCAGAAAUUAAAAGCUUGGCAACAAAUUUUAGAGACAAAAAGCUUGUCUACAUUAAUAUCUACACAAUACUGUUUGAUAUCAUUCAGAGGCCCUCUCUAUAUGGAUUUGAAGUCUCAGAUAAAGGAUGUUGUGGAACAGGAGCGUUUGAAGUUGGAAUACUAUGCAAUAACAAGUCACAUGUAUGCUCUGAUGAUACAAAAUACAUAUUUUGGGAUAGUUUUCACCCAACAGAAAAAGCCUAUAUGGCUAUAGUAGACAGGAUGCUCCAAGAGUACAUCAAAUAUUUGAUCUAAAUAACUAUAAUGUGUUUCUAUCUUUUCCUUACAACAUUUUUUUUAUCAUAUUCAGUAUGCAUUACCUUUGGAGGGCAAGCUUAUGAUUAACAAAUUAUAUUUCCGUAUGGAUGAUAAAGUAGAAUAAAAGUUUUGUUUAUGCAAAGAAUAUGCAAGUUGCAAUCCAUAUGACAAAGCUGGAAUCCCCAAAAUUUGAGUUUUGCACUCUGUGGACAUUGACAAGUCAAAUGCAUGA